This is a messenger RNA of Boeremia exigua, 2239 nucleotides long. RefSeq lists its product as uncharacterized. The record is from RefSeq and is a predicted model, not a curated record. Bases 132 to 1763 code for a protein of 543 amino acids. The transcript is spliced from 5 exons. Lineage: Eukaryota; Fungi; Ascomycota; Dothideomycetes; Pleosporales; Didymellaceae. Gene Ontology annotation, molecular function: RNA binding.
CCAUCAUCUGCUCUCACCGCGCCUUCAAUUUCCUUUCGCCCAUCUCCGCACUGACCGGCGCCAGUAAAGGGUGCCUGCGACGCGACUUCUUCCCAUCUUUCCAUUGCACCAACUCACGCCUCACCAGCACCAUGGCUGAUUACCAGGAGGAAGACCUUUUCGACGAUCUCUACGACGACGAGCCUGCGUCCAAGGCAGCUCCCGCAGCAGCACCACCGCUGAAGGCCGAACCAGAAGUACAGCUCGAGCAGCAGGGCGCCCCGCCGCAAGAAACAUCACAGGAUGCUGCGUUUGCGCCCCAAGAGCCUGCCGCUGGUGGCGAGGACACGAACAUGGGCGGAGCUGCGUACAACAACGGAGGUAACCAGUCGUACGACAACGCCCAGCACAACGACGACGACUACGGUCCUAUCAAUGUGAAGGAGGAUGGUAAAAUGUUCAUUGGAGGUUUAAACUGGGAAACAACAGAGGACUCUCUCAAGAACUACUUUACCCAGUUUGGUGAGGUCAGCGAAUGUACUGUCAUGCGUGACUCCGCGACCGGCCGCUCGCGAGGCUUUGGCUUCCUGACUUUCAGAGAUCCUAAAUGCGUCAACACCGUCAUGGUCAAGGAGCACUAUCUCGACGGCAAGAUUAUUGAUCCUAAGCGGGCUAUUCCCAGAGAAGAACAGGAGCGAACCAGCAAGAUCUUUGUUGGCGGUGUCAGCCAGGAAGCAACUGAAGAGGACUUCACAAAUUUCUUCAAGCAAUUCGGUCGCGUUGUUGACGCCACCCUCAUGAUGGACAAGGAGACAGGCAGGCCUCGUGGUUUCGGCUUUGUCACCUUCGACGGCGACGCAGCAGUAGACGCAACCCUAAAGCAGCCCCUUCAGAUUCUCGGCAAGCCGAUUGAAGUCAAGCGCGCCCAACCUCGAGGCAACAUGAGGGAUGGUGAGGACGACAAAAAGUUUGGUCGCAACAAUAAGUUCGGCAAUCGUGAUGGAGGUAAUAAUGGAGGCUAUGAUAACCAGAACAACCAGCAACAACAAGGCGGCAAUGCCGGCAUGACGCCUGCUAUGAUGGCUCAAUACUGGCAGCGAAUGCAGCAGUACUUCCAGCAGAUGCAGCAACAGCUCGCUGGUGGCGGUGGCGGUGGCAUGCCGGGUGCUAUGGGCGGCAUGGGUGGAAUGAACCCAAUGCAAAUGCAGCAGAUGCAACAGAUGCAGGGUAUGAUGGGCGGCGGCAUGAAUCGCGGCAACGGCAGCCCGAACCCACAGAACAUGGGCGGCGGCAUGAACCCGAUGCAAAUGCAACAAAUGCAGCAGAUGCAGCAAAUGCAGGCACAGCAGCAGAUGAUGCCACAAGGCGGCGGCGGCUUCAACGGCGGCAAUGAACAAGGUAUGGACGGCGGAUCUCGACCAGCGUACACAGCUCAAGAACAACUAGCCUUCGAACAACAAAAAUACGAGCAACAACAGGCCCGACGCCAGCAGCAGUCAGGUGGAUAUGGAGGCCAGGGAGGACCCACGAGUUGGGAAGGCAUGUACGACGAUGCCCCUCAGCCCUCCAUCCCAUCUGGCCCUGCUGGCGGCCGCGGAGGCUUCAAGCACCAAAACAACAACCGCCAGCGUCAAGGCUCCUCACAGCCCCCGACCGGUCCCAGCGCUGCACCUAUAAAUGCGCCCACGGGCCCUAAGAAUGCCGGAAAACCUGGUGCGAAUUACAGGGGCGGUGGUAGAAGCAACAACUUCCGACACCAGCCCUAUGGCGGUGGUCGCGGAUAGAGCCCGCAAGUCAGUCCUCAAAGAUGCUCCCUUUCCUUUGAUGACGAUGUGAGUCCUUCUGCACGUCGUAUGCAAUUCCUUCACUGGAUGCUUGAAUAUCAGCGGCGACACCAGUAUCUUGACCGAGAACGCUAUCGGUAUCUGUCUUGUUUUCGAUACGGGUGGGCUUAGGAGCGCCUUCGAUGCAUGCGCAAGUACAUGCAUUCUCCAGCAAGAGACAUCGACUCGACCUCCUCCCUGUCUUGAUGACUAUCAUUCAAGUUUGAGGACCCUCCUGUUCGCACCCAGCUCUACUUCCUUCUGCGACCUGUCUUUAUUACCAUGUUCUUCGGCGUUGGCUUCAGGGAUACCUGUAGGGUUCACUCAAAAAGAUUAAUUCAAACGCCACAUAUACAAAUCAUGGUGGCUCGACAGGGUGGGAAUUGUGCUUUGUUUGUGUAGGAUAUUGGUAAUCACAAUGCGAAAUGGUCAUUUUA